GUGAUAACGAAUAUGCGGGAUUACGUAAGGGUUGUAGCUGGUCGAUUGGUUCUUAUUGUAUUUAAUAAGCAGUUCGGAUUAGUUGUUCCAUUGACGCGAGGCGGAAUAGUCGUGUUUGAUUUUCAGGUAAAUACGAGCAAGUGGAAAACAGGAGAGAUAUCAUUUGAAGAUUGUUGAACAUUACAUCGCAGUUACCCAAAAGUACCGUUUUCUGUUGGAAAAUAUGGAGAAGACAGAUCCGGUUUCAGAAUCAAUCCCAGAAUCACCAGCAGAACAGCAAUUUCCUGUAGAAAUAACAGUUGAAGAUAGGCCGCCACAACCGUCACCUACGUCACUUUUGUCCAUUUCAUCUGCUGACGUAAAUUAUGCUCAAAUGGAAUCAGACAUGUCGGAUAAUUUACCGUCACAUCAGAAGCAUAUAAUGAAUAGAUUGGAAAGCAUCCGUGAAAACAAGCAACGUAUUCUAUUCACAUUACGUGGACUCAAAGAAAGUGCGAAAGAAGGAGAGUUUCCAAACAAAGAGCUUAUGAGUAAAAUGAUUGCAAGCUAUGAUGCACUCACUGCACAAGAAGAACAGUACGUGCAACUAAUGCAAAAAAUUGUUAUUUUACGUGAAAAUGCGGCAGAGGAUGUGGAACACGAAAAUGAAAGAAAUGGCAAAAAAUUGAUGGCGGAUGGUGAUAUUAACACUCAUGGACAUGAAAGCGUUGUGAAAGAGGGUAGUGACGAGUCGAAAGAUAAGUUAUCUGAUGAAGCAAUCAAUAAUGAUCUAGAAGAGAUGAACAGUGAAUUAUCAAAAUUAGGAGUUGUGACAGGAAAAGCAGUUGCCGUCUCAAUCAUGAAUGAUAAGCUACUAGAAACACUACAGUUGCAUCGUGAGAAGAAGGCUACGCUCGAAGAACUUCAUCGAAGAAAAUGGGAAACUCAGAAAGGUAUAGCAGAUGAGGCACUACAACAAGUUGAAAUGGCUCGUUUAAAAGUUACAUCGGAGCAAGAGCAAGUGGAAAGAAAGCGUAAAACAUUGGAACGAUUGCGACGUGAAGCGCAACGCCGUGGUAUCAAGUUGGGGCCUGGUUCAGCAUCAGAGCCUGAUAUUGUUGUUGAACCGCAACCGGAACCAAAAUCGAUCACUGAAGCAAAGUUACGGGCUAAAUUACAGGCGAAGAAAAAGCAAAACACCGAGUUGGAGGAUGAUGAUGGACCGCCAGUACCGAAUGAUUUGGCACCAGCUGAACGAAUUCCAUCGGUUCAGACAAAUGAACAAACAGAAGUUGAACAGCAGCAACAAAUGGAAGGAAAAACCUGUGAAAUAGCGGGUAAUGGUGAAGUUAUGGGAAAAAAAAAGAGAAAAGGCAAGAAAGGACGUGAACAACAGCAACAACAACUGCAGAAAAAGGAGUCUGAUACAAUCAACUCAUCUAUACGCGAAAAAUUAGCUGCAAUUGCAGCGCGUAAAGAACGUAUGCGAGAAAUACGAGCAAAAUUGGUGCAGCCUGUUGUAGAGUCUCCUCCUGAUAUGGAUGAAACAUUUCAUAAUGCUCUACAACAAUUGAAAAGCAUAACUGAAAUGCGGAAACAGCUGGAGUUAUUACGUGAAGAAGGAGGUAAAUUACCGGAAGAAACAGCCGAAUUGCUGGAACGUCAACUCAAAGCUGAAGAGGAUGCUACCAAACGAGAUGAAUUAAAAACGCCUGAUACAGUGACUAUGAGACAAGGUUCUGAAACGCCGUUCGAGGAAAGUGUUCAGGCUAUUGAGGCAGCCCGUAACAGUUUUCUGGAAGUGAUCGCACAAAAAUCAGGAAUGAAUACCGAUGUAAGUACUCGUGCCGACUUAAUGCGCGAUGACCUUUCGGUUGGUUGUCAUUUUACAACGGAAGAUAGCCAGCGAUUGAAAAGUAUUGAACAGGCUGUCCAAGAACAACGCCAGUUGCUCGAAACAAUUGGUUCACAAAGUCAUCAGUAUCGAUCAUCAUUUUCUAAUACAACGGAAUCAUGUCAGACGAAAAUUGCUACUCUCCGGAAAUGUUUACUGACCGCAGCACCACAAUUAAUCAUACGCCUUGGCAAUACAUUGUUGGAUCUAGCAAAAGGACAAUUAGUGAACGAUCUGGAUUCUGUCCUUAGUGAUCUACUUCAGAGUACGGACGAGAGACGACUUCCUGAAGAAACUGAUGAGCGUCAAAAGAAUGCAAGUGAUGAAUGCCGUGAGUUAGCAUCGGUUGAAUCGGAAUCACAAGAAACAACGGAGUUGUUCAAACUUAUUCAUGUCGAAUCAGCUAGCCGUUUUGAGCGUGGAUUGAGCCGUGAAUUGACACCAGAUGAAGUUUCGAAAUUCGAGCAAGCAAAGAGACAGUUAUCUACUGGUAAAGCAAAAUUAAGAAAGCAGCAGACGCUGGAAAAAGUACGUAAUAGGACUGAAGUGGUAACUGAUGAACAACAGCAAUCUAAGAAAUCGGAUGACGAACAUGGACUGGAAAAUGAUAUUUGUACGAUUAUCGACGGGAUCUUGCCAUUGAUUCGACAGCAUAGCGAGUUGGUUGCUGACGAUGGAUUUAUGCGUCAGCUGCGCGAUGAAUUGCUGCAACAGGCGUCUGUGGUCUGCUUUCCUGGAGAUGUCACUCCAACGGAUCUCUUCCGCAGUCAGCUGAGCACAAUUAUUGACGAUACAUUAUCUCAAUAUGUGGGUAGUAAAGUGGGUGAAGUAAGGGAAGAACUAAUUUUUGAAACUUCCGAAAUUUUAUAUAAUGAGUUAACUUUUUUCCAGCUGAUGUACAAUAUUGAUAAUUUAGCAGCCUAAAUGUGCCUUAAAAUUGCUUAUUUGUUAGCUUGGUAGCUUUGUUAUCCUUUUACAUAUAAUUCAUGGGACUUCUGUUGAACUAUUCGCUGUAGGCCUUUCUGAGACCGCUUCAGAGCAUAUCAAUUAUCUUUCAAGACCUCAAAUCCUCUUACUUCCAAUGGUUAGUAUACGAAAUAAGACUGACGGCGAUUUCAGAUUCUGCAUUCUGAAAUCAUCAUCAGUCCAGCAGUUCUUCGAAUUUCAU
Loa loa (African eye worm) is the source of this 3041-nucleotide messenger RNA. RefSeq lists its product as hypothetical. Bases 224 to 2797 code for a protein of 857 amino acids. The record is from RefSeq and is a predicted model, not a curated record. Lineage: Eukaryota; Metazoa; Nematoda; Chromadorea; Rhabditida; Onchocercidae. The transcript has 16 exons.